Messenger RNA from Triticum turgidum subsp. durum (durum wheat), 708 nucleotides. NCBI's taxonomy places the organism in Eukaryota, Viridiplantae, Streptophyta, Magnoliopsida, Poales, Poaceae. The record is from the annotation of a GenBank genome assembly.
AUGGCCGGACACGGUGGCUGGAGGUCCCCGCCACUAAUCUGCAACACGGAUCCGCGUCCCCAUGCUCACGGGGCGUCAUCCACCGGCGCAUCCUUGAGCCACGGCUGCUCGCGCGAUCCACCCGCUUUUGCCCGAUUCGCUGAUUUUUCGGAGCUCCCUCUGUCGCGGCCACCGCAGAGGACCUACCUCAACAUCCAUCAGCGCUUGUGGGGGACAUGCGUGGUGGAGAUCACUGACCGGGAGACCCACCAACGAAAGUGGAUCGGGUCAUUCCACACGGCGGAGCUCGCAGCCAUGGAAUACGACCGGUGGCAAGUCCGGUACCAUGGCUCCGCCGCCCGGCUGAACUUCCCGUUCGAGACAGCGCCGGUCCACCUCGUCCCACCGGGGCCAGGUGUGGUGAGCGUGGCGAUGGCGCGGGAAGACCGAGAGGCGAGGGAGCGCCUCGAGGCGGAGGCCGCCGCUGCGGCAUCCAUGGAAGACCUCCGCCGCCAGCACCAGGAGCUCAUGGAGGCGGAGCGGGCGUAUUCACCGAGAAUGGUGGGGAGGUCAUUGUCAUCUCUGACAACGAGGUGGAAGGCAGCGAGGAGGGCGGCAAGAAAGGAAGCGAUGAGGAGGAGUUCGACGUCGCGGAGUGGCGGAGCAUCUUCCCCGACUGCGACGACGACGACACCGGCCCCGACCCAGCUCUCACCAAGGGUGGCCUAA